GGAUAUAAAACGCGAUUAAACCGUGGAGGCGGAGCUCAGUACGUUUUGACUUUUCGCCCUGGUCAAAUUGAGAAGAAAGCCUGACGGAAUUUGACGCCCUGAGUCAGGACUGGGGAACUUCGCCAUCCUAAGUUCAAACCAAAACGGUGAAGGAUUAUUAUUGCUGGACGCGAUUAUUCUAAAAACAAGUGGCGCCAUGAUCCUGAAUAUUCUCUUGGUGCAAGCAUGCCUCCUACUCUGUGUAGUAGUGGGUGAGGAACCGAAAGAUCAUGCUCUCUUCUAUAGAAGGACAUCGCAGAAAAAAGUUCGAGAAUCGAAGAAGGUUGAUGCGAAUGACUCUAGGACUGUUGAGGACAUUCUCAGUUGGCUUCAAUCGAGGUACAAAGAAGUCAACAGAAAAGUGAGGAACGAGGAUCCGUCUAGGGCUUACCUUCCUGCCGACCUCGGCAGCUCGACUCAGGAGCCGAGACCGUUUCAGACGCCCAAGACCGUUUUACAGAUCCAGAGCACAUUCCAGCCUCCGUUCCAGAGCCAAGAAAAAGAGCAGAAAGUAUACCAGCAAACCACGAAUGGAUACCAGGCAGGUGUAUCGAAAGAAAGUGUGAGCGAGGGUUACUCAAUGCAACAAAAUCAAAACGGGUUUACCACCCAACGACAAUUCCAGUUCAGUCAGUCACAACAGAGGAACGAUCAAAACGGCUUUACCCCUCAAUACCAACAAAAUACAAAUGACUACACUACGCAUAAUCAAAACGGAUAUCAGACCCAGCAACAGAAUCAACAAGGUUUUCAGACAGGUCUGAAUCAAAAUUCACAGUCGAAUCAAAACGGCUUCGAGACGCAACAGCAACUUCAGCCCAAGCAAGGAGACAGUGUUCAACAAUCGGGACUUCACCCUCCCCACAUCCACGCCCUAAACGUCGAUUGUUCCAAAGAUAAGAUGACUGUGGACUUAGAAUUUAACGAGCCUUAUAACGGAAUAGUUUAUUCAAAGGGUCAUCACAACGCGCCAGAAUGCAGGCACGUUCAACCGAAUUCCGGCCUGACUAAAUACACUUUUACUCUCUACCUCGACACAUGCGGCACGCAGUUCAUCGACGGGUUUUCCAAAGGAGAAAGCGCGUAUCUGGAAAACACGCUCGUCAUACAAAACGAGCCCGGCAUCCUUGAAGUAUGGGAUUCGGUUAGGAGCGUCCGCUGCCUUUGGGAAGGGAGCAUCGACCAGUCGCUUCGUACUGGACUCAUGAUCAACUCGCUCAACCAAGAGCUGGUAACGUUCAGCGGUGACACGGGCAAAGCCAGGCUGGAGAUCCAAGCCGGCCGGGGACCUUACGCCACGGGGGCAUCGGAACUCGUGCAGAUAGGCGAUUUGAUGACCCUCCUAGUCACAGUCGAUGGGGACGAGGCGUUCCAGCUGAGAGUCGGCGAAUGCCGAGGGACAGACGGGGUGAAUUCUGUAGAGCUUACAGACUCCAGAGGAUGCCCACUCAAAGAAAAGCUCAUGGCCGGUUUCCAGUAUUCUAGACACCAGCAGACUGGAGCAGCCUUAGCUUAUGCUUAUUUUAGGGCGUUUAAAUUCCCAGACGUGAUGGACCUGACGAUGGAGUGCAACGUGCAAUUGUGCAAGACUGACUGCAGGCCACCUUGCGACGAUCCUAACCAGAAAUUCGAACCGACUCGUAGAAGGAGAUCUGUGAACGACACGGAAGGUAUGCUUCUUGCCAGGACGAUCCGGGUCUUCCUUCCCGAGGACAUUCCUCAAUCACUGCCGUCCCAGGACAGGGGCGAGCUAUGUUUGACGAAGAAGGCAUUCUUCGGAAGCACAAUCGCCCUGUCCGUCCUAGCUUUGUUAUCCGGCGUAGCAGCGGCUUACUACUGGGCGAAGAAUCAAAGGAAGAGUCCUCAAUGUUGACGAACCAAUUAAUUCCUCUUGUACAUAA
Molecule: messenger RNA, 1940 nt
Organism: Cimex lectularius (bed bug)
Lineage: Eukaryota; Metazoa; Arthropoda; Insecta; Hemiptera; Cimicidae
Exons: 7
Coding region: 197-1912 (571 amino acids)
Source: RefSeq, a predicted model, not a curated record